Juglans microcarpa x Juglans regia is the source of this 1043-nucleotide messenger RNA. RefSeq names its product stem 28 kDa glycoprotein-like. The transcript has 3 exons. Gene Ontology annotation, molecular function: acid phosphatase activity. The record is from RefSeq and is a predicted model, not a curated record. NCBI's taxonomy places the organism in Eukaryota, Viridiplantae, Streptophyta, Magnoliopsida, Fagales, Juglandaceae. Bases 32 to 808 code for a protein of 258 amino acids.
AUCACGUAGCAAAUAAUUAAUCAGAGGCAAAAUGUGGGCAGUACUCUUCUUUCUUGUUACAUUAAUGGUGGUGAUCUCCCAAGGGUCAGCACUGGGUCUGAACCACCAGAUUCACCUUCUCCAGCCAAAAUCUGGUUCUUGGGGUCUCCAUGUUCCGAAUAUUUCAUGUCUAAGUUGGCGACUUGGGGUGGAAACUCACAAUAUUAUUGGUUGGUCAACGGUUCCGAAAGAGUGCGAAGGCUAUGUGGGGCACUACAUGCUGGGCAAUCAGUACAGGAGGGACUCCAAAGUGGUUGCUUACCAGGCUUUACUCUACGCUCAGAGCCUCAACCUCACCGGAGAUGGCAAAGAUGUUUGGAUCUUUGACGUAGACGAGACUUCGCUCUCUAAUCUACCUUAUUAUGCGGAAAAUGGAUUUGGGGCGGAGCCCUAUAAUUCUACGCUAUUCAACGCAUGGGUCCUGAAAGGCACACAACCGGCAUUGCCGGAGUCUCUGAAUCUGUACAAGAAACUGUUAUCUCUUGGGAUCAGGGUUGUAUUCAUAACGGGAAGAGGAGAAAGCCAAAGAAAUGUCACGACAACCAAUCUAAAGAAUGUUGGAUACCACACUUGGGAGAAGCUUAUACUCAAGUCCUCAUCUUAUACGGGCGUGACAGCCUUGGUGUACAAAUCAAGUGAGAGGAAGAAUUUGGAGAAGAAGGGGUAUAGAAUCGUGGGGAACAUUGGUGACCAGUGGACUGAUAUCUUGGGGCAUCAUGCUGGCAAUCGGACUUUCAAGUUACCCGAUCCAAUGUACUACAUUAGUUGAUGCAUGGAUUACGUACUUUGCAGUAUUUGCCAUUUGGGACUAAAAGUACAAGCUCAUCAGUGCAUGCAAUAAGAUCAUUAAAGAUUCAAGAGAUCUCUAUUAAUUACCUUUAUAUAUAUUAUAUUCCAUGCAUACUAAAUUGUUAGAUUAUUGAGCCUAGCUCUCGCUCUUCAUGUGAUAAAUAAUUUUAUUUUAAACGUACGUACACCAUAUUUUAUCCUCUUAUAUAUAUGAG